UGAGCCGUGCAUUGAUUAUCAACAGUUUGAUGCAGGGGAGCUCUAUCAAGCCAUGUCCAGUUUACGAGAAAAACAUCUAUAAAUUGAAAAAUCAGGACAAGAAUUUACUGCACUAUUACGAGAGAGUCGUCUAUAACGUAAACGAAAAAGGUAUACAUACAUUGGAGUAUAUCAGUGAUAUAGCGAGCGCUUAAAAUGUAGCCAUUAAAUUUUGACGUAAUUGAUAACCAAGUGUUUUGAGCAAAUAAGCUGAGGUGCGUAAAACGUUGUUCUUGAUAGAAAAAAUGUUGUGAUCGACGAGCAAAAUGACGCGCUUGAAGGGCCGAACGUCAAUGACAAUCAUCUUAAUGAUUGUGUUUGCUUUAUUAAUCAUUGUCUACCACAUAGUCAGUAGCGAAGUCGAGGACGUCUCGUCGACCAAGCUUCGUCCACACGCUAAAUUGGACGAUGAAGAUUUUACCGAUAAUCCGAACGAUGCUCUGAGAAGACAGAAAUUAGAGGCCCAAAUGAUGGGUAAUUUGAGAUCUAAUAAUAGAUUUGGAGAUUUUGAUAAAGACGUAGAUAGAAGUUCGUAUGAAAUUAACUCCCUUUAUAAAGGGCAUAAAAUAGUACAUCUAGAUCUAAAAGGUGCUCCUCCAGUGAUUAAUUAUUAUAAGUAUCUGUUCCCACUGAUAAAGAAGUUGGGAGCCACGGGAGUACUCAUAGAGUACGAGGACAUGUUUCCAUUUAAAGAUGACCUAGGUGGCAUCAGUGCUGAAAAUUGUUACUCCAAGAGUGAAAUAAUGGCAAUACAAGAAAUAGCCAAAGAGAACAACCUCAUUAUUAUCCCAUUGAUUCAAACUUUUGGCCACUUAGAAUUUGUUUUAAAGCUUAAAAAGUAUAUUGAUUAUCGAGAAGUUGUCCGUUAUCCCCAAGUUGUAUGCCCUACGUACAAUAAAACUAUACAUCUCAUCUACAACAUGAUAGAUCAAGUUGUUGCCAUGCAUCCUCACAUAAAGUAUUUACAUAUUGGGGCAGACGAAGUUUAUCAGUUAGGGGAGUGUAAUAGGUGUUUAGAAGUAAUGUCAAGAUAUCAAUGGACUAAGAGGCAGUUAUUUCUUAAUCAUGUGCACGUUGUAGCAUCUUACAUUAAAAAAAAGUACCCCCACCUCACAGUUCUCAUGUGGGAUGAUGAAUUCAGAGAAAUAGAUCCGCAGGAGAUUAUUGAUAAAGGCUUAAAUAAAUUAGUGGAACCAGUUGUAUGGAAAUAUACAACGGAUCCUGUAUCUGCAUUGACUGAUCAGUUGUGGGAAAAUUAUGCAAUAGUUUGGAAAUCAGUUUGGGUGGCAACUGCAUUUAAAGGUGCAACAGCACCUGAUAGAUAUUAUACAGAUAUAUCCUAUCACAUGGAAAAUCAUCAACGCUGGUUAGAGAUUAUUGCUAGGCAAUCAAAGCAUUUGCACUUUCGAGGGGUAAUGCUCACUGGCUGGCAGAGGUAUGAUCACUUUAGUGUUUUGUGUGAACUAUUACCGUCAGCACUGCCAUCGCUAGCAAUCAAUUUAAUGGUUCUGCAGUCUUCGGAUUACACCACCUUUCCUGUUGAAGUACCUCGAAAAAUUAUGGAAAUUUUAAGCUGUGAUGGUAUAAUUACUUUAAGUCUUCCAGAACCACAGUAUGGAUGGACAAAGUGUAACUAUUUUGGAGCUUCCGUAUACUCUGCAACACUUCGCCUCCAUUCAUUGUGCCAAGAAAUCGCUAGGAUGGAACAGGAUAGUACAUUCAAGGGCUGGUUGAAGCCGUAUAAUAUCAAGUAUGCUUUUUCAAAUCCUAGUCAUGUAGAGAGAGCAGUGGCUGAGCUUGACAGAUACAAAAUGGAAAUCAUCUACAUCGAGAAAGAGAUGAAAAGUGCGAUGGAAGGAAUUUAUACCAAUUAUACGGUUCAAGAAUGGUUGGAAACUUACUUGUAUCCUUUAAACGACAAAGUCAUGGCCUUAUGGGAUGCUAAAGAGAAAAUACUCGAGAGGGAUUCGUGGCCUAGGAGACCACUAACAAAGCCUCCAGACUUAUAACGAAUAAUUUUUGUUCAGUAGGGCCAAAUUAGCCCUUAGGGUGCGCGUAGAGCAUAUGUAGAGCUUAGAUUUUGUUGGAGUGCAAACCAUUUGAGAGUAAAAGUUUUUCACCGUCCAGUAGCAAAGACUAACUAUAUGUAAGAGCGUAGACACAUAGACAUCAUGACACGUGUACAUACAUUAAAAUGCGUAUAAGUAUUUGAUUAUAAACGGUUACUAUCAGUACUCAGUGCUAGUAAGAGUUGUGGAAAUUCACGACAUGACAUAAAUUAUCGACAUUAUUAUGCUUCCAAAAAGAAAACUUUAAGAAUGAUUUACUUAAAAAUAAGUUGGCCAAAAACAGCGUCGUUAUACGAAAUAUGUAUAAAUCUAUAAUGCGAGUACAUUUUCUUUUGAUAAUGUCAAUUAAAAGACUUUCAAAGAUGUAUCGAGAAAAUUUUAUAGGGAAAAAGUGAAAAAAAAAGUGAAUAAUGCUACUAUAGCGUUUAAUGUUAAAUAAAAAGUAAUAAAAAUAAGGUUUCAAAGCACGCUUUGCUUUUUACGAACUUUAUAUUGUAAAAACAAAAUGCGCAAUUCGUUUAUGUACAAUCCUGAUUUUAUUAUCGAUUCGAUUGAGGCACAUCAGGUGUUUGCUGUACAAUUCGAUUGUAACGUUAAAAAUUUACUUAAGACUGCGUUGAUUCGUCUGGCUCGAUAUACAUACUAUUUUCAUUGCGUUUUCGUGCAAAAUUGCCGACACGUCGUUUGUUCGCUAUAUUACACAAUAUGUAUAACCAUUAUUGUACGAACUAAGCAAUGCAUAUAUUAAACUUGUUUUUAUCAAACUAUGUAUAAAA
Nasonia vitripennis (jewel wasp) is the source of this 2884-nucleotide messenger RNA. Its product is annotated as hexosaminidase D. Gene Ontology annotation, biological process: carbohydrate metabolic process. The record is from RefSeq and is a predicted model, not a curated record. Lineage: Eukaryota; Metazoa; Arthropoda; Insecta; Hymenoptera; Pteromalidae. The coding region runs from base 306 to 2048 and encodes 580 amino acids. Gene Ontology annotation, molecular function: hexosaminidase activity. The transcript has 2 exons.